This is a messenger RNA of Serendipita indica DSM 11827, 3135 nucleotides long. Lineage: Eukaryota; Fungi; Basidiomycota; Agaricomycetes; Sebacinales; Serendipitaceae. The record is from the annotation of a GenBank genome assembly.
AUGCCAUCUGCCACUUUCUAUGCUCGCUCACUCACUGAACUUCUCGCCAACCGGGCUCGCGACCAGCCCAACGAGCAUUCGAUUCACACCGGAGUACCUGGAUGUGACGCAUCUGUGCUUCGAUCACUCACGUACUCCCAAGUGCAAAAGGCGGUCGAUCGUUUGGCAUGGCACUACUCGACCCUGGGUCUUUGCCCCCCAUGCCACGCCAACGAAAUACCUCCUGUUAGAAUUAUAGCUGUUCUUACUAGCUCCGCAUAUGACGAGUCUCUCCUCGAGAUGGCACUUGCCAAACUCGGUCUCACUGCCCUACUACUUUCGGUCAAUAACUCUGUGGCUGCCGUUGCACACCUUUGCCAAAUCACCAACUCAGCGCAUCUAAUCUACGGAACCAAGUUCGCCUCACACGCCACCGAGGCGCAGCAAAUACUCAAGGACAAAGGAUAUAACCUCGAUAUUCUGGAGGAUACGCGAUUUCCUCUCUGGGGACCAGACGGUGUCGAGGCAGCCUCUGUCAAGCCUUAUUCGGCGCGCCUCUCACCAGAAAUUGAAUGCGAUAGACCAGCUGUGAUUUUGCAUUCUUCCGGAUCGACUGGCUUCCCAAAACCUGUGUAUAUCACACAUUUCGGGCUUAUUGCUAACGUUUCACUCAAUCAAAACCUCCGUGGGUUUAGCACCCUGCCAGUAUACCACGGCUACGGACACUUUGCAAUUUUCCGUUGCAUGUAUUCUGGCAAACCGAUGACACUUUUCCCGGGGCAUCUUCCUCUCACAUGUGCAAAUAUUUGCCAAGUCAUCAAAGCUUCGCCUCCGGUACAGCAGUGUUUUGCAGUUCCAUAUGUGAUCAAGUUGAUGGGCGAAACGCUAGAGGGGAUUGACGCGCUCGCACAAUUUGAUGUCAUUGGAUAUGCAGGUGCUGCACUACCUGAUGACCUCGGCGACCGCCUCACUGCUGCUGGUGUCAAGCUUUUGAGUAUCUACGGAACUACAGAGACCGGUAGCCUAAUGAACUCUCAACGCGACUUCGAAACGGACAAGGAUUGGAACUGGGUUCGGCCCUUGGCAAGCAGUGCCCAAUAUCUCGUUAUGGAAUCCCAUGGUAGCAAUACCUAUGAGGUCAUUGUCAAGCAUGGAUACCCUCCAAAGAUCGAGACAAACCGACCCGAUGGCUCGUAUGCCACCAAGGAUCUCUUCAUGCGUCACCCGCAACAUCAUGAUCGAUACAAGUAUGUUGGCCGCUUGGAUGACACGCUCGUACAGACGCUGGCUGAGAAAACGAAUCCGGUUCCUAUUGAGCUGGCUAUACGAGGGAACAGUCCCUACGUCUCGGAAGCGAUCGUCUUUGGUGCCGGGAGACCUCAGAUUGGCUGCCUUAUCCUCCCAUCUGAGCUUGCUCGGGGUCUAAACCGAGCCGAGCUAAUGGAAAAGAUAUGGCCAGUGGUCGAAAAGGCCAAUUCAGAGGCACCAACGCAUUCUCGACUACUCUCCGAGAUGAUCGAGUUCCUUCCGAUUGGUACCGAUAUCCCAGUGGCGACCAAGAUGAGCAUCCUUCGUCCAGCCUGCUACGCAAAGUUUAAAGACCUCAUCGACUCGAUUUAUCAGAGGUUUGAACAAGGAGCGACAAUCACAAAAGUCACCCUGACACUGCCAGAACUGGAGGAUUUUCUUCUGUCGGCAAUCGUCAAGGUUAUGGGUCCCAAGUCUACAGGACUAACAAAAGAUGUCGACCUGUUCUCGUUUGGUGUCGACUCUCUUCAAGCCACUCGAGUCCGAAACACGCUUCAGCAAUCGUUGGAACUCAAUGGACAGACUCUCGGUCAGAACGUCGUCUACGAGCAUCCUUCUGUUCGCAAGUUGGCAGGUUUUAUCAAUGAACUUCGGUCCGGAAAUAGCAGUCAUAUACGCAGCUCUAGCGACAUCAUGCUAUCUCUUCUCGACAAGUAUAGCGCGCGCUUUGCUUCCCAUAGUCCUUCUGGUGCCCUUGUCACAGACGAACGCCAUGUUGUGGUACUUACUGGUGCAACGGGUUCCCUAGGCGCGCAUAUUCUCGCCCAAUUAUGCGCAUCACCAGCAGUGCGCAAGGUCAUUUGCCUUUCGCGUGCAAAUUCGCACGCAGAGUCGCUUGUUCGUGUGCGUGACUCACUCAAGUCGCGUAAGCUGUGCUUGAGCGACGAGAGUAAGGUUGAGUCGUACGCCGCCAACGUCAAUGUGUCCAACCUUGGACUGUCCAAUCAAGAAUAUGAAAGUAUACGUGAUCAAGCAACAAUAAUCAUCCACAAUGCGUGGCCUGUCAAUUUUGUGUUGACAAUCGAAUCGUAUGAUGAGCAUAUCGGCGGCGCUCUUAACUUGAUCAACCUUGCUCUUGAAUCUCCUCAUGCGACACCUGCAUCGUUCUUUUUCAGCUCGUCGAUUAGUGCUAUGCAAGGCACACAUGACGAGGGCGAAUGUCCAGAGAAGUUUUCGACCUCGCCAAGGACGGCAGGGGGAACUGGGUAUGCACAGAGUAAGUGGACGACGGAAAAGCUCUGCCAACGCGCCGCGGACCACGGUCGAGCAUGCGGUUUCAAAGUUGGUGUGCUGAGAAUAGGACAGAUGGUGGGAGAUUCGAUCAACGGUGUUUGGAAUGAGACUGAAGCAUGGCCUCUGAUGUUCAAGGGCGCAAACACGGUCGGAUACCUGCCUCUGACGAAUGAGCAUCCCUCGUGGUUACCCGUUGACUACGCUGGACGAGCAAUUGCAGAGAUCUCGCUGCACCCUACUACCGGAACCUCGGACCCAGAAGGAUGGCCUGCUUCAAACGGCGCUGUCUAUCACGUCGUCAAUCCUGAUACAAGUGUCGACUGGAAUGCGCUACUCGACGGCCUUCAGCGCGCCGGGCUUGAAUUCAGAGUAGUGGACGUACAGACAUGGUUAGGCAAACUGCGAACGAGUGACAGUGAUCCAGCGAGGAAUCCGAUCAUCAAGCUGCUCCCAUUCUUCGAGAAUCGAUAUCGUAACCCUGACAGAAAGCCGAUAGUAUUCUCCACUUAUCACACACGUAUUGUAGCUCCAUCGCUUGCUAGCGCACCCGCUCUGAACGCAGAGCUGAUCGGGAAGUGGGUCAAGCACUGGAGAGAGAUUGGGUUCCUGCAAUAG